AUGCCCUGUCCGGAAUGUGGUUCUCCGACAGCUGGCGUGGCGGAGUGGAUUCUCCGGAAGCUGCGGCGCCUCAGGGGCAAGCAUGCUGCGGGCCCCACUUGUACUGCAUGCCUGGCAAAGAUCCGGAGAGGCUCCGAUGCUGGCACGCCCGUGCCUAGGCUCCCUGCUGGUGGCUACACUGCCGGAAGCCCUGCACCUUUGGUCAAGGUGGCAUGCCGCUUUGGGGCCUCCUGCUACCAGGUGAGUCCCGAGCAUUGCGAGCGCUUCACACACCCCGGGGACCAAUGCUACCGGCUGGGCCAGGUGGCCUUCGACUCUGGACCAGAGCUGGACACACUAUGGGAUGUGUUCACUUACUUCGACUCACGCUCCUCAGGCUACCUUCGACUCCGGGACUUCCGAGCCGCCGCCGCGGAGCUUGCGCAGCGAGGGCUGCUGCGAGACUCACCGCGGCGCUUCGAGGACGUUGCUGCAGAGUGGGCUGCUGCAGGCGGCGUGCAGCGUGGACAUGUCAGCUUCGUCCGUUUUGCCACCUGGGCCAGCCGCCAGGGCGUGAAUCUGGCAGUCGGCCUCGAGGUGAAGCCAGGCUCUGCACGUCGGUGCCACGCCAGCGUGCUUGGAGUGGGUUGCACCUGCCACACCUUCAUUGAAGGAGACGGCAUAGCCUGCGCUUGCUGUGGCCAUGCAGAUCGCGUUCACUGGUCUGACUCCUCGCGACAAGGGCUGGCCGCUCUUCUCCUGUCAUGUCGCCCUUUGCACUGGGCUUCUGGUGUCACGGGGCUUGUGAAGCUGACGGAUUCCGUCAUCCUGGAAAAGCUGAGCUCCUUGCUCAUCUGCACGCACAAGGAGGCGGACAACUGGACGCGUGAUCGCGGCUGCGUGUUGCAUGGGGUCAAUGCCUGCGAGCCGGCCUGCAUCUUCAAAAACAAGGUGGCGGUUCCCAGUGGCUACCGACUGACUUCGGCUCAGCGGAAUCAGUCUCCAUUGCACUGGGCGAGGUACAGCAUGAUCCGCGCAGCCAUUCUCAAGGAGUUGCGGGCCCGGGGCGGCUGCAAGCGCGUGAGCACUGAAAGCAGUCAGGAGCCUUUCGACCGUUUGGAUGGGGCGCCCCUGGAUGAACGAAUGAACGAAUGGUGGCUGUUCCAUGGAAGCUCAGAGGCUUCGUGCCUCGCCAUAUGUGAGCGGAACUUCACCUUGGACCUGGCUGGAUCCGGUGCGACCUGGACAAGGUCGGGCGCAGGCACAUCGCUUUACGGCCCUGGCGUGUACUUUGCCGAGAGAAUCACGAAAGCAGACGAGUAUGCAGUCGGCAGUGCUGGGGAGGGUGACACCACCGUCUACACGGUGCUUCUUUGCCGCGUGGUCGCAGGCAGCCCCCGGGUCUGCACCACGAACCAGAUCGACACAGAUCGCUUGCGCGAGGACAUCCUCGGUGGUUUGCACCACUCUGUCCUGGGAGACAGGGUAUCCGAGUUGAAGAAGCCCUUUCGCGAGAUCGUUGUCUACGACACCGACCAGGUCUAUCCGGAGUUCCUACUGACCUACACGCGGCACUACUGA
Molecule: messenger RNA, 1560 nt
Organism: Symbiodinium natans
Lineage: Eukaryota; Dinophyceae; Suessiales; Symbiodiniaceae
Source: the annotation of a GenBank genome assembly